Molecule: messenger RNA, 2111 nt
Organism: Carcharodon carcharias (great white shark)
Lineage: Eukaryota; Metazoa; Chordata; Chondrichthyes; Lamniformes; Lamnidae
Gene: rab21
Product: RAB21, member RAS oncogene family
Exons: 7
Coding region: 165-815 (216 amino acids)
Biological process (GO): Rab protein signal transduction
Molecular function (GO): GTP binding; GTPase activity
Source: RefSeq, a predicted model, not a curated record
UCCCUGGAGGGCUGACGCAGGAGGAAGGAGACGCCAUUAGACAAGAGGGCAGCAGCUUGUUUACUGUCGCUGGCCUGACUUACUUCCCACUUCAGCAGCUCUCUGCCGUCGGGGUCUCAUGCGAUUGUGUCUGAGCUUUGCUAAGCUGCAUUUCUCUGCUGAUAAUGGCGGGUGCCGGCGCCGGAGGCGGUAAAACCUAUUCGUUUAAAGUUGUCCUGCUGGGGGAAGGCUGUGUGGGAAAGACAUCUCUGGUGCUGAGAUACUGUGAGAACAAAUUCAACGAUAAACACAUCACCACGCUCCAGGCAUCAUUCUUGACCAAAAAACUGAAUAUUGGAGGCAAAAGAGUAAAUAUUGCAAUUUGGGAUACAGCAGGUCAGGAGAGGUUCCAUGCUUUGGGUCCAAUUUAUUACAGAGAUUCCAAUGGAGCUAUUUUAGUGUACGAUAUCACAGACGAAGACUCAUUUCAGAAGGUGAAAAAUUGGGUGAAAGAAUUGCGGAAAAUGUUGGGAAAUGAUAUUUCUUUAUGUAUAGUGGGUAAUAAAUUAGACCUUGAAAAGGAUCGUCACGUAUCAGUGGAAGAAGCAGAGGUGUAUGCGGAAUCAGUUGGAGCAAAACACUUUCACACAUCAGCCAAGCUGAACAAGGGAAUUGAAGAACUAUUUCUUGAUCUUUGUAAAAGAAUGAUAGAAACAGCUCAAGCAGAAGAAAGGGCAAAAGGCAAUGGCAAUGGCCAAUCUGCAAACACAAGACGAGGUGUACAGAUAGUUGACGAUGAACCCCAACAACAGAGUAGUAGAGGAUGUUGUUCUUAAUUGACCAAAACUGUUGAGCUUUGUUUUUGAAAUGAAGACUGCCAUUUGCCACAUCACAUUUCUUAUCAGCAGAAUGUUAAGUGUUUUAAGAUAAAACUCACCUUUAUAGGACUAAAAGUGCUAAACAAAGUGGAAUGUGUGACCAGAAGGUUUUUUCCUCUUUUUUACACUUGUCUGAACAGAAAUGAUCAAUGGCCUUUGUCAUGAACCUUAUUUAGAAUUGUCUUUUUUAAUUGAGAAGCUGUAUAAUUUGCAUGAAGCAUCUUAGUAUGUAGAAUCUCUAAUUGUAUUGUCCUUUUAAAAUCAGAUCUCUAUUAUUUAAUAACUUAUGUAAAUGUGUUGAAUAGUAUGCAUUUGACUGGUUUUGAACAAUUACUAAAUGUGCAAAUUCAGUCAGAUUUUAUAGUUUGAGCAGGAAUUUGCACAAGGCUCUCCCUAUUAUGAGUUUAUUCCAAUCUGUCCCUUUAAUAUGGUGAAAAUAUGCAUAGAAAUUUCAUAUUAAAUAUUUUGCCCAUUUUACAAUCCUUCUACAUGUUAUAAACUUACAGUUUUUCCAGGAGCCUUUGUGAAUAGGGAUUGAAAACAUUUAAAUAAUGGCCCAGCUUUUGCUGUAACAAAGGAUCUAAUUGCAUCUGCUGUUAGAUUUGUCCUUGCAUGGCAAAUUGCUGAAAGUGUGAAUUGAUAAUGCUGCUAUGAAGAAAACAUGGCGUCUGGGGCCUGAGUGAAUAGAGCAAGCAAGUAAAUCUCCUUAACCCAUCAGGUUGAAGGAUUAAGGCAGGGUUGUGGGUGGAUAAAGGAACAAUGAAGAAGGAAGUGUAAAUUACUGAUGAAUUCUAUUUCAAAUUAGAUGGAGAAAGAAAGAUUGAGAGGGGAAAGAAAAGAGACCAAGGAAAAGUAUACUUAAAACAAAAUUAAACUUUAUAUUUUUAAAAUCGUCAACAAUUAAUACCUGAAGUAAUGCAAUUCCACACUUUUAAUAGUUAAUUUUCAAUGCCAGAGGUCAUGGAUGGCAAUAAUUGACAGAUAUUACAUCUUUUAAAAGAUAUUUGCAUUUGUAGUGACAAAAAUUAACUUUAUGACAAUUUUAGCUUGUGUCCAAUGUACAAAUACAGCAACUUCACACCAUUCAUUGCACAUCAGUGAUGAGGCAAACUGUGAAAUGCCAUUUUCAUGAAGUUAACUCAAACAGCAAUUUUAAGAAACGAAAACAAAAUGCUGGAAAAACUCAGCAGGCCUAACAGCAUUUGUGGAGAGAAAAACAGAGUUAACAUUUCUAAUCUGUAUCACUUUUCUUCA